Messenger RNA from Papilio machaon (common yellow swallowtail), 1219 nucleotides. Its product is annotated as alpha-tocopherol transfer protein-like. The record is from RefSeq and is a predicted model, not a curated record. Gene Ontology annotation, cellular component: membrane. Lineage: Eukaryota; Metazoa; Arthropoda; Insecta; Lepidoptera; Papilionidae. Gene Ontology annotation, molecular function: phosphatidylinositol bisphosphate binding. Bases 165 to 1082 code for a protein of 305 amino acids. The transcript is spliced from 8 exons.
AUUUAAUACAGGAAAGAAAAGUAGAUGUAAAAUGACGUAAUAGCGUGCUGCUUAAUCGACAAUUCAGAGCGACACCGAUAACGCGUAUUGUUACCUGAUAAUGUCAGUCGAUAGAGCGUCGCUACGACAAAUACCAGCUAUUCUCCUUGCAAUUGAAAGUCAUCAUGAUACGAGAACUAAGUCCAGAGUUGGCACACAUAGCCAAGACUGAGUUGAACGAGGACCCCAAGCAAACACCUGAAGAUAUAAAACAUUUAAGGGAAUGGAUCAUAAAACAAACACAUCUGAAAGCUAGAACAGACGAUCAAUGGUUGGUGGCGAUGCUGCGCGGCUGCAAGUUCAGUCUGGAACGGGUCAAGGAAAAGUUGGACCUGUACUACACACUGCGGACCACCUCGCCUGAGGUCACGCUCAGAUUAAAGCCGACACAACCUACAUUUAUUAAUUUCUUAAGAUUAGGAACAUGUAUCAUUUUACCAAAAGCAAAAACCGGCUUGCAUCCACGUGUAAUUCUCAUCAGAGCGGGCAGAUACGACCCAGAGAAGAACAGUGUUGCAGACAUCAUGUGCAUAUUGUAUUAUAUGGUUCAAAUAUUGGUAAUGGAAGACGAUUCUGCGACAGUGAUAGGAACGAAAAUAGUCGUUGAUUAUGAGGGUACGACUCUCAAUCACUUAGUGCAAGCCAAUGUCACCUUACUCCGGAAGAUUGUUGCUGUUAGUCAGGACUCACUACCUCUCAGGCUGAAGGGCAGUCACCAUUUGAAUGUACCGUCAGGUAUAGAGACUAUCUUCAAGCUCGUGUCCGCAUUUAUUAGCGAGAAGGCAAAACAAAGGCUCAAAAUACACAAGAGCACAGAUGAGUUGUUCGAACACAUUCCGAAAGAUGUAAUGCCUCCUGAAUAUGGAGGUACUGGUGCGACGGUAGCUGAAAAUAUUGAAUACUGGAUCGCGAAGAUAAAAGAGUACAAAUCUUGGAUGGAGGUGGAGGAAAGGCUCGGCACAGACGAGUCCAGACGACUUGGUGCUCUUCCGUCUGACGUAGCUGGGGACAAAGGAUCCUUCAGACAACUAAAUAUUGAUUAACAUAUUAAAUAAAGAUUGAUUUUAUUUUUAGCAGUCAUGAAAAUACAGAAAAUAUGACACGUUUUAUAUUUGGUGCCAUAAAAAUUUAAAACUGUUUUAUAUGAUGUCUUCUACCUCAAGGACUUUAUUAAUUUUGG